This is a messenger RNA of Prionailurus viverrinus (fishing cat), 4853 nucleotides long. It is a transcript of the gene AGFG1, whose product is annotated as ArfGAP with FG repeats 1. Lineage: Eukaryota; Metazoa; Chordata; Mammalia; Carnivora; Felidae. Gene Ontology annotation, molecular function: GTPase activator activity. The coding region runs from base 291 to 1847 and encodes 518 amino acids. Gene Ontology annotation, cellular component: cytoplasmic vesicle. The record is from RefSeq and is a predicted model, not a curated record. The transcript has 14 exons.
UGAAGAUGCUGCGGGACAUGACCGGCCUCCCGCACAACCGAAAGUGCUUCGACUGCGACCAGCGCGGCCCCACCUACGUGAACAUGACGGUCGGCUCCUUCGUCUGUACCUCCUGCUCCGGCAGCCUGUGACAUGGUAUAUUUGGAAGAAUACGAAUUUUGAAAUCAGAUUCCGACACUGCCACUAGCUUUGUGACUUAGGGCAAGGUAUUAAGCAAGGCCACUGUGUGCACGUUGUCCUGGAUCCUUUGGGAAACCUUGAUGUGCCUAGAAAAUGCUGAUACGCAGUAAAUGGUAUCUACUGUCAUGAAUUCUAAAUUUCAGAGGAGAGGGUUAAAUCCACCACACAGGGUGAAAUCUAUCUCCAUGACAACAUUCACACAACAGGAAAUUGAAUUUCUGCAGAAACAUGGAAAUGAAGUCUGUAAACAGAUUUGGCUAGGAUUAUUUGAUGAUAGAUCUUCAGCAAUUCCAGACUUCAGGGAUCCACAAAAAGUGAAAGAGUUCCUACAAGAAAAGUAUGAAAAGAAAAGAUGGUAUGUCCCUCCAGAACAAGCCAAGGUGGUGGCAUCAGUUCAUGCGUCUAUUUCAGGGUCGUCUGCCAGUAGCACGAGCAGCACGCCUGAGGUCAAACCCCUGAAGUCUCUUUUAGGAGACUCAGCACCAGCACUGCACUUAAACAAGGGCACACCUAGUCAGUCCCCUGUUGUAGGUCGCUCUCAAGGGCAGCAGCAGGAAAAGAAGCAGUUUGACCUUUUAAGUGAUCUUGGCUCAGACAUCUUUGCUGCUCCAGCACCUCAGUCAACGGCUACAGCCAAUUUUGCUAACUUUGCACAUUUCAACAGUCAUGCCGCUCAGAACUCUGCAAAUGCAGAUUUUGCAAACUUUGGUGCAUUUGGACAGUCUAGUGGCUCGAGUGAUUUUGGAGGUUUCCCCACAGCAAGUCGCUCUCCUUUUCAGCCCCAAACUCCAGGUGGAAGUGCUGGAUCAGUAAAUGCUAAUUUUGCUCAUUUUGAUAACUUCCCCAAAUCCUCCAGUGCUGAUUUUGGAACCUUCAAUACUUCCCAGAGUCAUCAAACAGCAUCAGCUGUUAGUAAAGUUUCAACGAACAAAGCUGGUCUGCAGACUACAGACAAAUACGCAGCACUUGCUAAUUUAGACAAUAUCUUUAGUGCUGGGCAAGGUGGUGAUCAGGGGAGUGGUUUUGGGACCACAGGUAAACCUCCUGUUGGUUCUGUGGUUUCAGUUCCCAGUCAGUCAAGUGCAUCUUCAGACAAAUACGCAGCCCUGGCAGAACUCGACAGCGUUUUCAGCUCUGCGGCCACGUCCAGUAACGCGUAUACUUCCACAAGUAACGCUAGCAGCAAUGUUUUUGGAACAGUGCCCGUGGGUGCUUCUGCACAGACACAGCCUGCUUCUUCGAGUGUGCCUGCUCCAUUUGGAGCUACGCCUUCCACAAAUCCAUUUGUUGCUGCUGCUGGUCCUUCUGUGGCAUCUUCUACAAAUCCAUUUCAGACCAAUGCCAGAGGAGCAACAGCUGCGACCUUUGGCACCGCGUCCAUGAGCAUGCCUGCGGGGUUCGGGACUCCUGCGCCCUACAGUCUUCCCACCAGCUUCAGUGGCAGCUUCCAGCAGCCUGCCUUCCCGGCCCAAGCAGCUUUCCCUCAGCAGACAGCGUUUUCUCAACAGCCCAAUGGUGCAGGUUUUGCAGCAUUUGGACAAAGCAAGCCAGUGGUAACCCCUUUUGGUCAAGUUGCAGCUGCUGGAGUAUCUAGUAAUCCUUUUAUGACUGGUGCACCAACAGGACAGUUUCCAACGGGAAGCUCAUCAACCAAUCCUUUCUUAUAGCCUUAUAUAGACACUUUACUGGAACGAACUUUUACGUGGUCACAUUACAUCUCUCCGCCUCUUGCACUGUUGUCUUGUUUCACUGAUCUUAGCUUUAAACACAAGAGAAGUCUUUAAAAAGCCUGCAUUGUGUAUUAAACACCAGGUAAUAUGUGCAAAACAGAGGGCUCCAGUAACAACUUUUAACCUGUGAAUUGGCAGAAAAAGGUAGCGGUAUCAUGUAUAUUAAAAAUUGGCUAAUAUUAAGUUAUUGCAGAUACCACAUUCAUUAUGCUGCAGUACUGUACAUAUUUUUCUUAGAAAUUAGCUAUUUGUGCAUAUCAGUAUUUGUAACUUUAACACAUUGUUAUGUGAGAAAUGUUACUGGGGAAAUAGAUCAGCCACUUUUAAGGUGCUGUCAUAUAUCUUGGAAUGAAUGACCUAAAAUCAUUUUAACCAUUGCUACUGGAAAGUUACAAAGUCAAAAUUGGAAGGUUUUAUUCAUUCUUGAAUUUUUCCUUUCUAAGAGCUCUUCUAUUUAUACAUACCUAAAUUCUUUAAAAAUGUAGAGGGAUACCUGUCUGCAUAAUAAAGCUGAUCAUGUUUUGCUACAGUUUGCAGGUGAAAAAAAUAAAUAUUAGAAAAUAUGCUAUCGUUUUUGUGUUCUUGCUGCAAUGCCUUUACCAAAGUGGCCUUAAAAUAUGAGUAGUGAAUUGAGAACAUCUUGAAUUCUUAAAUUAGAAUUUCAGAAGACUUCUAGUGACUAACUUUUAUGUCUAAAAGAGAAAAUUUUAUAAAAAGGCCAUGUAGAAAAUUUAUUAAAACUACUAUGACUGCUAUAUUCAGGAAUAUGUCAGUGGUAAAGCAUUUAAAUGUAGCUUGUCAGAUUCACCGUAAUCCUUCUAAUUUCUUUGCAACUUCUUAAUUUUGUGAAAAUUUGUAUAUAUGAAGAAUUUGCAUGUAUGUGUAUUUACAAAUUUUUUUAAGUAUCUUGAAUUCUCAGACUGCAGAAGUCCUAUUUUAACUAUUGAUUUUUAAACAAAAAUAUUGUCUUUGAAUGUAUUGGAAGCAGACAUGCAUUAACUGUGACAUGAUUGCACCUCAUUUUUUUUUCCUUUGUUUGGAUAAACUGAUAUUGUUAAAAUAGGACAUUUAUUUAUGUUCAUUUCUGGGGGGAAACAACCUGGAACCCAGUGUUACCUUAAAGUUAUAGAAUACUUUGUUUAAAAAGGCAACAAUACUAAUGUUAGUUAUAUCUUUUUGUUAAUACUCAAGACAUGAACUUGUUUAAAUAUUUAUGUACAGUGAUGCCUCAUUCAUCAGGCCAUAAUCUAGAAGCCGCCUCAAAACCGAACACAGCUGAGAAACUUGGAAUUUUAAUUUUUCUUAAAUGCCUUUGAGCAACGCACAAGAGUCACAGAGUCUCUACGUGUUAGAGCUCAUGCAUUUGUUUUUAUGCGAAAGUUUGAUCAUUUGAUUUACCAGCCCAUAGCGUAUUUAAGUUCAGAAGUGGUGGUUUGGAAGGAUACAGAAAAGCUGUGGAAAACUGUUGACCAUUUAGUAUAAGGACAGCUAGGCCAGCCUAGAGGAUGUCGCUGUAUGACAUCAUCAUCUGACAGUGGUCUGUCACUAGGACUCUGUGUCAUCAAGAAAAGGUAACAUCACAUAUACAGAUAUGUAAUACGUGUUUGAAAAGUUUCAUCUUACAAUGAGUGAACGUUUCGGAAAAAGCUUUAGUAUUAAAAGAAGUGAACGUCGGUUUCUUCAGACAAUUUAUUUGUGUCGAAUACCUUUUCCAGUGGUGACUACAUGAGUUGUUGCACUAUCUUAAAGUCUGUGUGGUGUUUCAGACUUGCCACAGCAUUGCUGUCCGUUGUGUUUCCAACCGAACGUGUGGUUGAUGAGCAAGAAGGCUGGGAAAUCCCGGCCCCUUUUUGAACAGUAUGCCUCUUCUCUUAGAAUCGAGUGAAUGUGGCAGAGUCUAGGUGUGUGCGUGGGGGUGUAUACUUGGAAUACCUACAGUUCGGGGUCUCCCUCCAGCCCCCUUUUCAUGGAGGGAAUACUUAGGAAAUGUCUUUGAAUUUCUUUGCUUUAGAUUGUAUUGGGUCCCAGGCAAUUCAUAUGUACGAAGUUAUGCUAUAUAAUUGUAGGCCAUUACCGAAAUAACCUACCAGGCUUUCCAUCUGAGAAAUAAGUAAAUUAAACAGUUGUUAUUAAAAUAAUUUUAAAGACUGUUUUUUUUUUCUGGGUAAAUCUUGAAGUUUGUAAUGAAAUGAGAACUCUCAGUUACUGACUUACUACUUUCAAUGAGUGCUUAUAAAACCCAAAUGCUUAGCUUAAAAAGUGAUCCAGCUUUAAUGUGGAUUUAAAUCCACUUCUGUUAAACCUUCAUAUUCAGAUUUGCUUUUGGUUUUUUGUAGACCAUCAGAAUUGUGUUGAGUACUAAAGAGGAGAAAAUCCUCGAAAGCGACGAGGCUGAAGACCUACACGUUUUCUGGCUUACUGGUUGAAUCAGAUCUUCUCUCCCGUCUUUGCUCUGGGAAGAACAUUUUCUUUUAGGGUGCAAACAUUGUCGAUACAGUUUAAAGGCAUAUUUUAUGCUCGUUUUUGUGACCACAGAGAUGAGGCAAUCACUUUGUUCCUUAAAACCAUUCCUUUUGGCAGUUUGGAGAAGCGUGUCAGUGCUCUCCGCCUGUGGGUUGCCCUUGCUGCCAGGACAUACCGUCUUCGGCACCGGUCCUAGAAGUUGGCACAAUGGAGAGAAGAGGAACGGGCUGCCCCACCGUGGCAGGACUUAACAGUUCCCAGACAUUUUGGUCUCAGGACCAUAACUCGUACAGUUUUCAGGACGCCCAAAGAGCUUUUGUUUAUAUAGCUUGUACCGAUCAGAAAUUACCGACCGUAUUAGAAGUUAAUGCUGAGGCACCUAACAGACGUGUUCAUUCAUUUAAAUAUAACGAUGAUAAACCCAUUGCAUGUCAACAUAAAUGCCCUUUUUUAAUAAAACAUUGUUGUCUUCCAACAACA